GGUUAGUGUGCUAAUAUGUUUGUCUACACUGAUCCAUUUCAGUGCCAAGAUUACAGACUUGUUUUAGUCUCAACUUGUCAACAAAUAAGACCGUUUGUGGCAGUUGUUGACCUAGAGCUCACUCUUUAUCUCUCUAUCUUGUUUUCUCUCAGUGUGGAGGGACAUCCUCAGUGUCAGGACACGGCUAGCUUUUCCGACAGCACCUGUAGUCAGGGCCCAUACCUGGGCAACUCGGAGCGUUACGGGAACAUCCGAAACAUUCCUGGCCCUCAGGGGCCUCCAGUGGCCCCUUCAAGCCCAGCGACCCUGGCCUGGGCGCAACGGACCCGCAACCAGCCCGCCAGCCUGGCACUCCGCAAGCAAGAGGAAGAAGAGAGCAAGCGCUGCAAAGCGCUCUCUGACAGCUAUGAGCUCUCCACGGACCUGCAGGACAAGAAGGUGGAGAUGCUGGAGAGGAAGUAUGGCGGUUACUUCCUGAGCAGACGAGCGGCUCGCACGAUACAGACGGCAUUCCGGCAGUAUCGCAUGAACAAGAACUUUCAGCGGCUGCGUAGUUCCGCCUCUGAAAGCCGAAUGACUCGCCGGAUCAUCCUGUCAAACAUGCGUUCGCAGUAUUCUUUUGACGAAAGACAGCCACAGGUUCAGCCCCAGAUGCCCCAGCAGCAGCAAGGUCGAUAUACCAGCCAUCACACUUCGACUCUGGGCACAGCUAGCCAGACAGGAACCACAGACUCACAGCAGGAGUCUGACUCACCUGCACACUGUCCUUCAGACAGAGAGGAGUACUCGCGUACAGACGACGCUUUCAACAAACAGGUGACAUCUCUGGCUGACUCUAUGGACGACACUCUGACGUGUCAGUCUGGCCGAGAGGACUCUCAGGAUGGUGGUGAGGGAGGAGGUGAGGAAAGCGAGGAUUUCGGCGAGUGUGUAUGGAGCAGCAAACCUACCUCCCGUAGGGGGGUCAUGGGGGAGCAAGAACGUCUGGGGGUCAUGCACGAGGACAGCACAGCUACCUCGUACAGCGACGUCACGCUUUAUAUGGACGACGGCAUGCCUUGUUCUCCCCUAUCCAUCGAGCGGGUUCCCUCCAGCACCGACACUGAGUACUGGGGCGUCAGCAGCGGGGUCGGAGGACGCGAAGACAGCCGGGAUACAGAGGGCGGCGGGAGCAAUAACAGCCGGCGUAGCACACCAUGCACCGAAUGCAGAGAUUUCCGGUUGCGGGGGUCACACCUCCCCGUUCUCACCAUAGAGCCGCCUAGUGACAGCUCUGUUGACAUGAGCGACCGUUCGGAUCGAGGCUCCCUGAGCAGACAGCUGCUUUACGAGCAGGAGCCUACGGCGGGUGGAUCACCUCAAGGGACUCUCAAACACAACCCCGUCCCUCGCACGCCCAAUCCCUGUGUGGCACAGGGCCAGACGCGACCCCCGGGUCGCCCCAUCCCUUCCCCUAUUCCAACACACGUACCACACCACACAAUGAUGCACCACCAUCACCACCCACACCUUCACCAUCCGUUGCACCACCACCCUAUGCCACACAUUCAUCACCCCUACCCAGACCCCACGUCUCCCUCACCCACUCAGCCUCCACUCACGCCACUUUCUUCCUCGUCCUCCGCGCCACUGCCCACUACUGGCCUGGAGCACUCGGAUGGGGACAACGACUCAAUGAACUCUACCACCAACUCCAAUGAGACCAUCAACUGCAGCUCAGGCUCUUCGUCUAGGGACAGUCUAAGGGAACCCUUGCCUCCUCUGGGAAAACAGACCUAUCAGAGAGAGAGCAGGCAUAGCUGGGACUCACCCGCCUUCAACAAUGACGUGGUCCAAAGGAGGCAAUACCGCAUCGGACUGAACCUCUUCAACAAGAAACCAGAGAAAGGGAUCCAGUAUUUGAUCGAGAGGAAUUUUGUCUCAGACACACCUGUGGGCAUCGCACGUUUCAUCUUGGAGAGGAAAGGCCUGAGUAGACAGAUGAUUGGAGAGUUUCUGGGAAACCGACAGAAACAGUUCAACAAGGAUGUGUUGGACUGUGUGUUGGAUGAGAUGGAUUUCUCAGGCAUGGAUCUGGAUGACGCCCUGAGGAAGUUUCAGGCUCAGAUUAAGGUUCAGGGGGAAGCCCAGAAGGUGGAGAGACUGGUAGAGGCCUUCAGUCAGAGAUACUGCGUGUGCAACCCUGCACUCGUCCGCCAGUUUCAAAACCCAGACACGAUCUUCAUCCUGGCAUUUGCCAUAAUCCUUCUCAACACAGACAUGUACAGCCCCAACGUCAAAGCUGAGAGGAAGAUGAAGCUGGAGGAUUUCAUUAAGAACCUUAGAGGAGUGGAUAAUGGACAGGAUAUUCCCAGGGAUUUGUUAGUGGGCAUCUACCAGCGCAUUCAGAAAUGGGAACUCAGGACAAAUGAUGAUCACGUGUCUCAAGUGCAGGCUGUGGAGAGGGUUAUCGUGGGCAAGAAACCUGUGCUUUCUCUGCCACAUCGCAGGCUAGUGUGCUGUUGUCAGCUGUAUGAAGUCCCUGACCCCAAUCGACCCCAGCGGAGUGGAGUUCACCAGCGUGAGGUCUUCCUCUUUAAUGACCUGCUGGUGGUAACGAAGAUCUUUCAGAAGAAGAAGACGUCUGUGACGUACAGUUUCAGACAGUCUUUUCCCUUGGUGGAGAUGCAGGUUCAUAUGUUCCAGAACUCCUACUAUCCUCACGGUAUCAGACUGACAUCAGCGAUGCCUGGCAGCGAGCGUAAGGUCCUGAUUGUGUUCAAUGCGCCGAGCCAGCAGGACCGAACCCGCUUUACCAGCGACCUGCGUGAGAGCGUCGCUGAGGUUCAAGAUAUGGAGAAAUACCGCGUAGAGUCUGAGUUAGAGAAGCAGAAAGGUGUGAUGCGUCCAGGGCUCUCGAGUGGAGAAGGGGGCGGGGUUGGCGGAAUGAAAACUGAAGCUGUGAACGGCACUCUGGGUAGGCCCAGUCUGGAUGACACGUACACAGCAGGGGAGGGGCUUAAACGAACAGCACUUAGCUCCUCACUGAGAGACCUCUCUGAGACAGGAAAGCGAGGCCGUAGAAACAGCGUUGGCUCUUUGGAUAGUACUAUAGAAGGAUCCAUCAUUAACAGCCCUCAGCCGCAUCAACGCUUGCCCAUGGGGGGCACUGUUCCCAGCUGCUAUGGGCUGGAAGACUACCGGCCUCACCGCCCCAUCCUGAGCCCCGGAGUAGGGGUGGGGGGUGGGCCGGGGCAACUUCACAACGCCGUAGGCAAUAUGGGCGGGGUCCCUGGCAUCAGCGAUCGAGGUGGGGGGCCGGGGAGCAGUUCUGGAGGGAGCAAUUCCGGUUCCUUCCUGGGCUCCCUGUUUGGGAGCAAGCGCGCCAAACCCCCUCCUCCCCUUACUCCCCCGGGGCCACAUUACCCGGCCCCCGUGCCACCUCCUACUACAGGAGGGCCGCCGCCUCCGUCCCCCUCCGCCCUCAGCCAGUCAGAUCCAGGUGGGCCGUCCAAGAUCCAAGCGCUGCACGCUCAGUACUGUCACAACAACUUUGGCCAGCCUCCGCCCCCUUACCACCAUCAUCAUCGGUACCAUAUGCAGGCCGUCGCCCCUGGCCAUCCACCCGCUAUCCAUCAUAUCCUACAUCGAGGGUCCCUCCCACGGCGCGGGCCACCCGUGCCUUCACACACCCAGCUCCAGCAGCACCAAUCCCAUCAUGCUAUGCAGCAAGGCCGCUACGGCAAUAUGGCCUGCACCCCUCCGCCUCUGUCCCCGCAUUCACCCAAUUCCCCUAUCGCCCCUUUCACCUUCUACCACAUGCAUCCCAAUCCCAUACGCCACGUACGGAUGCCCGGUCCUACCGGCAAACUUCCUCUCACCCUGUCUCACUCUCAGCCCCACCCUCACGCCCACUCCCACGCUCACUCUCAUACCCACAGCCAUCUCGUCCAUGCCCACAGCCCACACCCCUUGCUAGAUCACUCCGCCCAUCCAACUCACUUCGUUUUCACCACCCCUCAGGCACCAUCCGCUAUCACCGCCCGCUACAUACCCCAGGGCGCCGCCCACUACAUCCCACAGUAUCCACCCCUCUCUUCCAUCCCACCUCCUCCACCACAUUCCCCGUUACCUCCACCUUCAUCCCCACAUACCCCCCUCACCCCCCUCACACCUCUUACCCCACUCUCCCCGCUGGCCCCGCAACUCCCAGGACCCAUGGGGGCACAGUCGGGCGGACCAGGGAGCGGAGGAGGAGGCGGAGCCAGCAACAGCAGCACGGUCGGCAGCUCCAAAUCCAAACCUAUCAACCGCAUCAGCACGGUGGUGUGAGAGUAAGUCACAACAGAGGGCGCAGGGGGCCAUUGCGGAGGAGCCGGAGUCCAGGCAAGAGGAAGCACACCAUACUCAGACUCUGUUACUUCCAUAUCCGCUUCC
This is a messenger RNA of Carassius auratus (goldfish), 4416 nucleotides long. Its product is annotated as IQ motif and SEC7 domain-containing protein 1-like. NCBI's taxonomy places the organism in Eukaryota, Metazoa, Chordata, Actinopteri, Cypriniformes, Cyprinidae. The record is from RefSeq and is a predicted model, not a curated record. Gene Ontology annotation, biological process: actin cytoskeleton organization; regulation of ARF protein signal transduction. Gene Ontology annotation, molecular function: guanyl-nucleotide exchange factor activity.